GUAGAACAAAGAAGAGUGCUAGUAUGCGCUAUGCAUUGCAUCUGCUAAGCUCUGCCAUUCAGUACUUAUAAUAAAUAACCCCCGGCAGCGCACUCGUAAAUUUACUUAUUGUAACAUCGUCUCACUCCUUUCACCUCUGUAAUUCAGACUCCUGUCUCGAGCAGCGACCUUGCGCCCAAUUAGAGAGUAUAUCGUCGCCAUUCCUAGCCGGCUGCCGAUUACCAGGACUGGGCUUUCCUCUCCCCUUUCUUCUUAUUCUCCUUAUUCCUUUUCCUGCAGCGCUGCUGUUCUACCGUCCAAAAUGGUGUCUUCCGACCCUGCUGCCAGCAGUGGCAGCAAAGAUGAGAAGGAUGCUAGCCUCCCGAGCUACUCGAGCCCGGUGAUCACACAGGAAGAGGGUGCUCAAAGAUCCGACAACUGGGCGACACGCAAUGGUCUAAAUUUGGAAUCCUUCAAGAAGCGUGAUUAUGGUACCGGAAUUAUUGAGCUCGACCGGAGCAUGAAACCGCGACAUCUGCACAUGAUUGCUAUCGGCGGUUCUAUCGGUGCUGGUUUCUUCGUCGGAUCGGGUGGCGCCUUAGCUACAGGUGGCCCCGCGACUCUUCUAAUCGAUUUUUCCAUCAUCGGUAUAAUGAUGUUCAAUGUCGUUUACGCUCUUGGUGAACUCGCUGUUAUGUUUCCUAUCUCUGGUGGUUUCUAUACGUAUGCAACUCGCUUUAUUGACCCUUCCUGGGGUUUUGCUAUGGGAUGGAAUUACGUCUUACAAUGGGCUGUCGUCGUUCCGCUAGAACUCACUGUAUGCUCUAUCUCGAUCUCCUAUUGGAACCCGGAUGUUAGCCCUGGUGUCUGGAUUACCGUCUUCUACAUUUUCCUCAUCAUAGUCAACAUCUUUGGAACUCUUGGUUACGCCGAGGAAGAGUUUUGGGCUUCUAUUUUGAAGCUUAGUGCCACAGUCAUCUUCAUGGUCAUUUCACUAGUUUGUGUCCUUGGUGGUGCUCCCAAGGGAAGCUCAUACGACGAAUACUUUGGCGCACGCCUUUGGUACGAGCCUGGUGCAUUCCGCAACGGUUUCCGAGGUUUCUGUGCUGUAUUCGUCACGGCCGCCUUUUCUUUCAGCGGAACUGAGUUGGUUGGUCUUGCUGCUGCUGAAGCGCGCAAUCCCGCAAAGGCCCUUCCUAGUGCCAUCAAACAGGUCUUCUGGCGUAUCACUCUAUUCUAUAUUCUUGGUCUUACCUUUGUUGGUCUUCUAAUUCCUAGCAAUGACCCCCAUCUACUCAAUGCCGGUUCGAACGAUGUGACAGCGUCGCCUUUCGUAUUGGUUGGGCAAUAUGCUAACCUCAAUGGAUUCAACCACUUCAUGAAUUUCAUUAUCCUGAUCUCGGUUAUAUCCAUCGGCGUAUCUGGUGUCUACGGUGGAAGCCGUACUUUGACCGCCCUCGCCCAGCAGGGUUAUGCCCCUAAGAUUUUCUCAUACGUUGACCGAGGUGGCCGCCCUACAUUUUCCGUCGGUCUUAUUCUCGUUUUCGGUCUCCUCGCAUAUAUCAACUUGGCCGCCGCCGGUCCUGACGUUUUCACUUGGCUACAGGCUUUAUCUGGCCUCGCUGCUCUUUUUACUUGGGGUUCUAUCUGUCUGGCGCAUAUUCGAUUCCGCAAAGCGUGGGCAUACCACGGUCACACCCUGGACGAAAUCCCGUUUCGAGCCAUCGGUGGUGUCUACGGAUCAUGGCUCGGAUUGAUCUUAGUUGCACUAGUAAUGAUUGCUCAGUUGUUCGUCGCCAUUUGCCCUCCUAAAGGUGGUAUUAACGAUGCUUCGGGGUUCUUCCAGCAAUAUCUCGCACUUCCUGUCGUGAUGCUAUUCUGGGUUGUUGGCUAUUUAUGGAAGCGUACCGGUUGGUUGCGUACACACCAGAUUGACGUAGACACCGGGCGACGAGAGGUUGACUGGGUCGAGAUUAACGCGUUUCGCGCGAAGGUUGCCGCAAUGCCUGCGUGGAGACGCCUACUAAACCUUGUAUUUUAAGUUGCGGCGCUGUGUUGUAUAUGUGUUUAUUCUGUUGGACGUCAGAUUGUGGUUACUGGCGCGUGUAUAAAGAGAUAUAAAAUCUAGGAAUUUUGCAUAAUAAAUCGGGGUUUGUCGGUUACUAUGCAUAAUAAAGAUACCAAUACGAGUUAUUACUAAAGUUUUAAGAGAAAAUGAUGAAAUUAUUUAUAAGAC
Molecule: messenger RNA, 2215 nt
Organism: Daldinia decipiens
Lineage: Eukaryota; Fungi; Ascomycota; Sordariomycetes; Xylariales; Hypoxylaceae
Product: amino-acid permease inda1
Exons: 5
Coding region: 302-2020 (572 amino acids)
Biological process (GO): amino acid transmembrane transport
Cellular component (GO): membrane
Molecular function (GO): amino acid transmembrane transporter activity
Source: RefSeq, a predicted model, not a curated record